Molecule: messenger RNA, 981 nt
Organism: Salvia hispanica
Lineage: Eukaryota; Viridiplantae; Streptophyta; Magnoliopsida; Lamiales; Lamiaceae
Gene: PUX1
Product: plant UBX domain-containing protein 1
Biological process (GO): protein-containing complex disassembly
Molecular function (GO): ATPase binding
Source: RefSeq, a predicted model, not a curated record
CCCAACUCAUUAUAAAUACCUAUUUGGGGCUAGAUUAACAGCUCAACGGAAUCGGAGAAGGUGUUGCUUUAUACGGUGAUGAUUGAAUCUUCACCAUCUUGGAAGCGUAGAAGGUUCAUUGCUGUUUCUCCUAUGGAAUCAGAAUUGGCUAAGGGGAAGCUUGCUGCUGCUAGAGAAAAGUAUGGACGAGAUAUCCGAGUGUUUGAAACAUCUCUGGCUUCUGCAACCCCUUCAACUGUUUCUGAUACGGAAGAGGCAGAUGACUUUUACGAGUUCACGGCAGAGGAUUACUUCCGGGUUUUGUCUUCUAAAAAAGAAGAUAAACACUUGAAGACAAGAAAGAUCCGGGAAGCAGAGGAGGCUGCUAGAAGAUCAAGGAUACCAAAGCAAGCAGUGAUCAGAGUGCGUUUCCCUGACAAUUUUACACUAGAGGCCACGUUUCAUUCAUCCGAGACAAUUCAAACCUUAUUUGAUCUCCUGACCAAAGUGAUUGCUCGCCCUGAUUUACCGUUCUAUCUAUACACCACGCCUCCAAAGAAGCAAAUUAAGGAUUUUUCCCAGGACUUCUACUCUGCUGGCUUCGUACCUGGUGCAAUCGUGUACUUUGCAUAUGGGGUGCCCAAAGGUGAUGAUGGUGCAUACACGGGUCCCUCCCUUCAAGAAGAGGUUGUGUCGUUGAAAGGUCUGGAAUUUGUAGCACAAGAGGCGGCUCCUGAGCCAACACCUGUGGAAGCGGCUGCAACGAGUCCCUCUGUCGUUCCCGAGCAGACAGAACAAAAGCGGAGUGAGAAGAAGCAGGUGGGCAAGCCGAAGUGGUUGAAAAUGUGAGCCGUUUAGUGACCCUGUGAAUAUUUUAUAAAAAUUCAAAUCUACUGGUGUAUGAUGGGAUUUUGCUCUGAAAAUGUAAUGUUUGGUUAAAGAUCUUGUCUAUGAUUGAGAUUUGAAUAUAAUUAUUGGAAGUUGGACAAGGCAUUCUUGAUA